GUAAUGAGGAUGCUUCCACCAUGCUGAACAAAAUGUAUCAAACCCACAAAGGCUGUGGAGAAAGCAGUAGGCAUGAGGCUUCGACAUCAUUAUUCAGAUCGGACGGUGGAGAUUGUGGGAGGAUGAGUAAUUGGACUAUCAGUUCACUCAUAGUCAACACUCUGUCAGCUUUUUCCAGUAAAAAAGAUAAAAGAAGCUCUCUUGAGCCCCUGUUCAAGGUGGUGAUUCCUUGCAUUUCCCUUCUUCUGAUGUUCAGCUUCUUCUGGAAAAGAUCAGAGCUUCACUUGAAGUGAUUCUUCUUCUCCCCAGUGGUCUAAUCUCACUCUCUUCAAAGACCCUUCUCUUCAUCUUCUCUCCCUGCAACUUCCUUCUGCUAACCUCUCUGGUUCCUUGCCUAAGGAGCUUGGGGAGUUUACUAUGCUCCAAAGUCUCUAUCUCAACAUAAACUCUUUGACUGGACCCAUUCCACUUGAACUUGGUUAUAGCUCCUCUCUUUCUGACAUUGAUUUGAGUAGCAAUCUGUUGAGUGGAGCUCUUCCACCCUCGAUCUGGAAUCUGUGUGAUAAACUUGUUUCUGUCAGGCUUGAUGGGAAUUCAUUAUCUGGGUCUCUGCCUGAGCCGGCUUUACCAGAUUCCACCUGCAAGAGUUUGGAGGCUUUGGAUUUUGGCAACAACCAGAUUUCAGGUACUUUCCCAGAAUUCAUUACUAGAUUUCAGGGCUUGAAAGAGCUUGAUCUUGGGAACAAUUUGUUGUCUGGACAAAUCCCUCAGAGCUUAGGCCAGUUAGAGCUGGAGAAGUUGAACCUUUCAAAUAACAACUUCAGUGGAAUAUUGCCUGUGUUUGGUAAUAACUCAAAGUUUGGUGUGGAGGCUUUUGAAGGGAACAGUCCUGGGCUUUGUGGGGAGCCUUUGAAAAGCUGUGCAGGAGCUUCUCAUUUGAGUUCAGGCGCCAUUGCUGGUCUUGUCAUCGGCUUGAUGACUGGGACGGUUGUUUUAGCUUCAUUGCUUAUUGGUUAUAUGCAAAACAAGAAGAAGAAGAUAACUGAGAGUGAAGAUGAGAUUGAGGAAGGAGAAGAUGAAGAAAACGGGGGCGGCGGUAUCGGCGGCGGCACAGGUGGUGAAGGAAAGCUCAUUUUGUUUCAGGGUGGUGAGCAUUUGACAUUGGAUGAUGUCUUGAAUGCUACAGGGCAGGUUAUGGAGAAAACAAGCUAUGGCACGAUAUAUAAAGCAAAGCUUGCUGAUGGAGGUACCAUUGCUCUGAGACUCCUGAGAGAAGGUAGUUGCAAAGACAGAAACACUUGCUCGUCUGUGAUUAAACAAUUGGGAAAGAUUCGCCAUGAGAAUUUGAUUCCUUUGAGAGCGUUCUAUCAGGGAAAGAGAGGAGAAAAGCUGCUCAUAUAUGACUAUCUGCCGAUCAGAACUUUACAUGAUUUUCUUCAUGAAUCUAGAGCAGGAAAACCAGUGUUGAACUGGGCUAGGAGGCACAAGAUUGCGUUAGGCGUCGCCCGGGGACUAGCUCAUCUUCACACUGGUCUUGAAGUCCCCAUUACACAUGGUAAUGUGAGAUCAAAAAAUGUACUUGUGGACGACUUCUUUACAGUGAGACUGACAGAGUUCGGGCUCGACAAGCUAAUGAUUCCAUCGGUAGCUGACGAGAUUGUAUCGCUUGCAAAGUCGGACGGGUACAAGGCACCAGAGCUGCAAAGGAUGAAGAAAUGCAAUUCAAGAACAGAUGUGUAUGCAUUUGGGAUCUUGCUGUUAGAGAUUCUGAUUGGGAAGAAGCCAGGGAAGAGUGGAAGAAGUGGAGAGUUUGUGGAUCUGCCAUCAAUGGUAAAAGUGGCAGUUCUGGAGGAGACAACAAUGGAGGUGUUUGAUGUGGAGGUUUUGAAAGGGAUUAGAAGUCCCAUGGAAGAUGGAGUGGUUCAGGCAUUGAAGCUCGCAAUGGGCUGCUGUGCACCAGUGGCUUCUGUGAGACCCUCCAUGGAUGAAGUUGUGAAGCAGCUGGAAGAAAACAGACCAAGAAACAGAUCUGCUCUGUACAGCCCAACAGAAACAAGAAGCGAAAUCGGUACCCCUUUUUGAUCCCUUUUAUGUCACUUCAAAAUCAUGAUGAUCUUCACUAAUAUCAUUAUAUUCCACUCUCUUUCACUUUUUCUCUUA
Molecule: messenger RNA, 2160 nt
Organism: Cucurbita moschata (crookneck pumpkin)
Lineage: Eukaryota; Viridiplantae; Streptophyta; Magnoliopsida; Cucurbitales; Cucurbitaceae
Product: putative kinase-like protein TMKL1
Exons: 5
Coding region: 418-2082 (554 amino acids)
Biological process (GO): protein phosphorylation
Molecular function (GO): protein kinase activity; ATP binding; protein binding
Source: RefSeq, a predicted model, not a curated record